CCCCGGAACAAUAUAUAAGGUUUCUCUUGUGACAAAAGUUAAACUAAGAGGAGAAGCUAUGUACAUUUUCCUCCUUUUCUCUUCUGCAGAAGUAUAAAAAUAUGAGGGGGCAGCUCCGGAACAAGAAAGUGUUUUAAUAUUGUUCACAUCCACCGCCUCUGUGCCCUCUUAAAAAUCUCACCUCCAUCCCCUCCACAGCUCCAGUCCCUUCCUCUGCCCCUCACCGUCUCCCUCUGCUACCCCCUCUCUCUCUCUCUCAAUAUGAGUAAGCAAGAUGUCGUGAAGGCUCAGAGCUGUGUGCUGAGAGUGAACAUCCAUUGUGAUGGGUGUAAGAAGAAGGUGAAGAAGCUGCUCCAGAAAAUUGAAGGAGUGUAUACUGUUGCCAUAGAUUUUGAGCAAGGGAAGGUGACGGUUACGGGCAUCGCAGACCCAAACAGGCUCAUCGAGAAGCUCGAGAAGUCGGGGAAGCACGCUGAGCUAUGGGGCCCUUCGAAGGGUUUGGGAAACCAGAACAACUUCGGGUUCAACAACCAGUUCAAGAAUGUCCAAUUCGACAAUGGCAAGUUUGGGAAAUUGGACAACAAGGGUCAGAACAAUGGUGGGAACAAAGGCGGACACCAGAUCCAGCUACAGCAGCUACAGCAGCUGCAGCUGCAGCAGCAGCAGCUCCAGCUGCAGCAGCAGCAACAGCUUAUGAAGGGGCUCAAGGAUACGAAGAUGGCCCAGAAUAAGGAGCAGAAGACUGUUAAAUUUAGCUUGCCCAAAGAGGAUGAGUUUGACGGGAGUGGGGAUGAUUUUGAUGAUGAGUUCGGGGAUGACGAUGAGUUUCUUGGUGAUGAGUUCGAUGAUGAGUUUGACCAUGGCCAUCAUCAGAAGCCAUCCAAGCAGUCGGCUGUCGGGGGUGGCCAUGGGCAGAAGGGUAAUAAGGGGAAGGGGAACGAGAAGAUGGGUGCUGGUGGAGCAAAGAAAGGGAGUUUCCUCAAUAAUAUAUCGUUUCUGAUGAAGGGGCUCGGGAUGAAGAGCAAGGGGAAGCACAGCAACGGAGGGAAGAAGAAUGGCAGCGGCGGCGGGGGUGGAAAGAACAAGGGAAGUCAAGAUGAUUUUGAUGGAGGCAAAAAUGGUGGUGUGCUUGCGAAUUUUGGCAAGAAUGGCAAUUUUGGUGAAGUGGCUGGAAAGAAGAAAGGAGGGAAUGGCAAUGGCAACGGAGGAGGUGGAGGUGGGAACAAUAAUGGCCAUGGUGGUGCUAAAAAGGGUGGAGGAAAGAACCAUGAUGGGGCCCAAGCGAACAACAAAGCUCAAGUCAGCUUCAAUGGAAUGGAUAAUCAUCAUGCCAAUGGCUACCAAAAAGGCGGUGGCGGUGGCGGUGGAGGUGCCGGCGGAGGUUUCAUGAGCCAGAUGGGCCCGAUGGGCCAAAUGGGAAGUUACCCAAUGGGCCAAAUGGGCGGUAUGCCGGCGGUUCAGGGGCUGCCAGCGAUGAAUGGCGGGUACUAUCAGAACCCGUAUCAGCAGCAAUACAUGGGCAUGAUGAUGAACCAGCACCAGCAGCACCACGGCCAUGGGAAUGAGAUGUACCAGCCCAUGAUGUAUGCUCGGCCACCUUAUCCGGGGGGAUAUGUUCCCCCGAUGCCGCCUCCGGCCUCGGAUCCUUACGUCCACAUGUUCAGCGAUGAGAGCACAGACAGCUGCACUGUCAUGUAAAGAAAAUAGGAGGAGAGAGAGUAGUUGGGUGUCGAGGGUCUUUUUGUUUUCAAUUUUGUGGGCUGGAGUUUUUCUGCUUAAGCUUUGAACUUAGGAAGGAUGCAAAGGUGAUUUAGAGAAGUUUAUAGAAGUAGUAUUAUAUAUAAGCCUAAAUGAUCUCAAUGUUUACUUGAGAAUUGGUUUUCUUUUAAUCUCACUCUUCUUUACUUGUUUUUCUUAA
This is a messenger RNA of Punica granatum (pomegranate), 1918 nucleotides long. NCBI's taxonomy places the organism in Eukaryota, Viridiplantae, Streptophyta, Magnoliopsida, Myrtales, Lythraceae. The record is from RefSeq and is a predicted model, not a curated record.